AUGUCCUUUUUUAUACAGACAUCUAUUUCAUCUUCGACAACGGCGACGACCACGGCAGCCCCUAAGCCCGUGAUUGCUGACAUCAACGUCAUCAACGUGCACGAAGACCAGAUGCUCCAGGAGGCGCUGGCCACCAUCGUCUGCAAAGACACGACGGCUCCGGACGGCAAGUGCCCGGAGUGUAACGUCAUUAACUGGAGACCUCGUAAAGGCACCAACACGUUUGACGUCUGGAGGAAGUCGACAUCCACGGAGUUUCAACUGUAUUAUGUGGCUGGAGUAGCGGGCCGGGUUCUCGAUUACGAAGUUAUCCGAUCGUACUUCGUGGAUGUCCGGUGUCGUGCGUGGGACAAAGUUACAUCAGUCACGAAGACGGUUGAAAUUGACGUACACCCCAAUGAACCUCCCGCCAUUACAGACUGGCCUCUAAAGGACAUCACGAUUGACGUCCAGAACCCGAAGUUCCCUAUCGGAAUAGACCGGGUCUACAAGGUGGUGGCCACCGACCCCGAGAAGGAUCCGCUCACCUACACCAUGUACACCGACGUGGACAACGUCGACUUCUUCACCAUAACAACUGACGGCGACAUUCUGGUAACGAAGGACCUGAAGACGUCAACAGUGGAAAACAUUCCACUCAAAGUGAACAUCAGCGACGGCAGGAGCACGGUCGGGCCAUUCACCGUCAACGUCAGACUGAUCAACGUGAACAAGCGACCGCAGAUAACGAAUUUGCCGAAAACGGUGACGCUGUUUGAGAACGCGAAAAAGGGGACCCUGAUUUCAUCUCUGUCCAUCGUCGACGACCACAACGUCAUCACGUUCCCAAACACCAAGCCGUGCACCGCCAUACCGAAAUCAGAGGACUUCAAGUUUGAGUACAAUCCAGGAAUCAACACGAUAACACUCGCGGGAACCCUUGACGCCGAGACGACCAACUACUACAACAUCUCCUGCGUCGUCAACGACGGCUACCUCGACUCCGUGGGCGAGUACAUCGAACUUCACGUUCUCAACGUCAACGAACCUCCGCAGUUCAACGAACCAGUCUAUUCAUGCAGCAUGUACGAAUCAAAGCCAUACGUCUCUGGAUGUGACCUGGGCAUGAUUCUAAAGGACCCCGAGAACGACCCGAUCGUCAACGUGUAUCUGAGUAGUACGAACUUACCCGGCUCUUACAACAACAACAACGGAGUCGGGUAUCAGAACAAACUACUGCCGCUAAACAGAGACUGGUUUUGGUUCGACGAGAAGACCAGGAGGCUUCACUUCGCCGUCGACUACGACAUCGACAACAGCAACUACCCCACGUCCGGCCUGCUGACGAUCGAAGCCGUCGACGACAAGGGCGCUACGGGAACAUCGCAGAUUCAGGUCAACAUAGCAGAUGUGAACGAUAACGCACCGAGGUGCGACACGCUUGGCCUUGGGACACAGCUCGGCAACAACUACAUGUACGAGGUCGUGCAGGGGGACAAGACAGGCCACCUCGGUACCGUCAGCGCCAGCGACGACGACCGCACAGCGCCCAACAACGAAAUAACUUUAACUGCCAUUGGCCAGUCUUCGAAACACGUCACGGCCUACGACAGCGGCGCCAUUAUCUAUGCGAACACGUUUGACGAUGACCCCGACGUGAACCACAAAACCAGUCAGUUCGUGUACAUCGAGGCCAGGGACAACGGAGCGCCCGUGCUUUCUUCAACGUGUAAGACAUAA
This is a messenger RNA of Gigantopelta aegis, 1719 nucleotides long. RefSeq names its product cadherin-23-like. Lineage: Eukaryota; Metazoa; Mollusca; Gastropoda; Neomphalida; Peltospiridae. The record is from RefSeq and is a predicted model, not a curated record. Gene Ontology annotation, cellular component: plasma membrane. The transcript has 9 exons. Bases 1 to 1719 code for a protein of 572 amino acids. Gene Ontology annotation, biological process: homophilic cell-cell adhesion. Gene Ontology annotation, molecular function: calcium ion binding.